Molecule: messenger RNA, 609 nt
Organism: Wasmannia auropunctata (little fire ant)
Lineage: Eukaryota; Metazoa; Arthropoda; Insecta; Hymenoptera; Formicidae
Product: cx9C motif-containing protein 4
Exons: 3
Coding region: 305-517 (70 amino acids)
Cellular component (GO): mitochondrial intermembrane space
Source: RefSeq, a predicted model, not a curated record
UUUAUUUGAGCUCGAGGCGGGUGGACGCACCGUUUCGGCUCGAUUGAUUACAUCAUUCUCCGAGUUUGAACUCGGUAACGAGACCUGUCGGGGGUGUUUCACAAUUCACUUGUGCAUUGCAAGGCCAAUUAUACCCCUGUACAGGGGACCAUUAUAAGAAAAAGUAGAAAGAAAGAAAAGCAGUCCGCAUUGUAAGUCCGUAGUGGCUAGGUUAGGUUAGGUAGUGCCGGUCGAAGUUAUGUAAUAAUUCGACGUAGUGUGUAUCUAUAAGAAAGAUUUACAGAAUCCUUUUUGAUUAUUCUGUAUGACGACGGUCGAUCCCUGCAAACAACUUGCAUGUAAAUUGCAGAAGUGCUUAAAAGACAAUGUCUAUCAGCCUUCCCGUUGUCAAGAAGUGCUCGAAGAGAUAAGAAAGUGUUGCAUAAAAAAUUCCUCCAAUUCUAAAGUUUGCGACGGUAUAGAUACCUCGAAACCGUACGAACAUAAUACUGUAGAUUAUCGAAAAGUUAUAAGAUAAACAAUGCGAUACGAAGAGAGGAGGAAGAUAGUGGUGCCGAAAAGAAAAUUCUCGCAACGUUAUCCACGAAUUUUUGUUCUAGCGGGAGCAAC